This is a messenger RNA of Trichomycterus rosablanca, 1543 nucleotides long. RefSeq names its product sialidase 4 (gene neu4). The transcript is spliced from 3 exons. Gene Ontology annotation, cellular component: intracellular membrane-bounded organelle; membrane; cytoplasm. The coding region runs from base 143 to 1450 and encodes 435 amino acids. Gene Ontology annotation, molecular function: exo-alpha-sialidase activity. Gene Ontology annotation, biological process: ganglioside catabolic process; oligosaccharide catabolic process. The record is from RefSeq and is a predicted model, not a curated record. NCBI's taxonomy places the organism in Eukaryota, Metazoa, Chordata, Actinopteri, Siluriformes, Trichomycteridae.
ACAUACAUCCAGGCAGGUUAAUUACAGCUUGGUUCAAAUGAAAUUACUGCUAUAGCAGUGAAUUAGGACGUUUUCUGAUAUACGUUUAAUUUCAUUGCCUGAUCAUCAUUUUUAGUGGGGUCUUGGAUCCUCCAGCUGCCCCAUGGAAUCUCGGCCCUAUUUCCCUGCACGGUCCGUACUGUUCCGGAAACAAGCCAACGGAGUGACUUAUCGGAUCCCGGCUCUGAUCUUCCUGCAGCGCUCGUCCUGUUUCCUGGCCUUCUGUGAGGAGAGACUUAGUCCUGCAGACUCUCAUGCACAUCUACUCGUCAUGCGCAAGGGGAUCUUCUACAAGAACUAUGUGGAGUGGGGAGACAUGCGAGUCCUGGGCACAGCCUGUCUGAAAGGGUACCGAUCCAUGAACCCGUGUCCUGUCUACGAUACCUUCACUGGGACACUCUUCCUCUUUUUCAUCGGCAUUUGGGGUCACACCACUGAGAAAUACCAGCUGAUUACUGGCAAAAAUCUCACCAGACUCUGCUAUGUGUACAGUCAGGACGAUGGGGAGACCUGGAGUCCUGCCAUUGAUCUUACUAAGACGGUCAUAGGUGACACCAUUAAAAAAUGGGCUACCUUUGCUCUCGGACCGGGCCAUGGCAUCCAGUUAAAGUCUGGUCGUCUGGUCAUCCCUGCCUAUGCCUACCACAUCGACUGCAAGCACUGCUUCGGCAAAAAGUGCAAAACAACCGCCCACUCCUUCUGCUUCCAUAGUGAUACCCAUGGCAAAAAAUGGCAUUUCGGGGAGCCAGUGCCAGGACCUCAGUGUGUGGAGUGUCAGCUUGUAUCAGUGGAUGAGGAAGAUGGCACCAACAUCCUGUACUGUAAUGCCCGCAGUGCCCUCGGCUUCCGUGUUCAGGCUCUCAGUUUUGAUAAUGGAACCAUUUUCCAGAACGGACAGCUAGUGCACAAGCUUUUGGAGCCCAGAAACGGCUGCCAUGGCAGUGUGAUCGGCUUUCCAGCACCCAUCCACCUCCACCACAACUGCCCCGAUUUUGACCCACCUUCUUUAGCCACGAAACCCUCUGAAAAGUUCCUAACGCCAACGUGGGUGGUGUAUGCACAUCCGACCUGGUCCGACGCUCGCCGAGAUCUUGGUUUGUAUCUUAACGUGCGACCCAGAGACCCAGACAGCUGGAACGGACCAUGGGUCAUUUAUGAGGGUCCGAGUGCUUACUCAGAUCUGGCCUAUGUAGAGCUGAGCUCUGCUGAUGCUCAACCUGUGGCUGCAUUUGCGUGCUUGUUUGAGAACGGUAGAAAAACAGCAUACGAGGAGAUUUCAUUCUGCAUUUUUACUCUGUUUGAGCUGAUUAACAACCUCCCAACACUCAAACCACAGCUGGGUGGUGUAAAAAUGGCAGUUAAAAAACGGAAGAAGAAAAAAACAGUGUGUUGGGUUUGUACAGUCUCUUAAUUCUGGACUAUAGUAGGUCUAAAGCCAGCUAUGCAAUAUUAUUUGAAUGAAAACUGAUCAGAUAUGCUAUUCUAAAUACCAAAGUGCCUCAUU